CGAGCGGUCUCUGCUGCUGCUGCUCGGGACAAAACCGCACGCAGCUGCUUUCAUUUCUCCAGUGCUCGAUCAGGAGGGGAGCUCGCACUGCUCGCUGCAGGGAUAUCACCUCUGAUGGACUUGAUCUAGGACGAGAAUACACAUACUGUUUCUUCUCUUUAUGACCACUUAGGCGAUAGUUACAAGUGCCGUUUUGUGGAAAACAAACUUGUAAAUCCGUCUUCUCCGCCACCGGUUUUAAUGUGUUUUAUGUGUUUGCGCUCAACAGUGAGGUAGACUUAUUCGGACACGUUUUACAGGAGUCUCGGCGUUUGAUUUAUCCCGUGGAUGCGGCUGUCGGGGUCGGUGUCUGAGCCCUGCAGGAUCAGCCUGUCAUAGGGCAACAUGGUUUCUCUGCUUCUUCACAAGUGGAUGAGGAAUAUUUCUCCGGAGAUGCUGCUGUUGGUGCCGAUAUUGUGGUUUUUACCUGUGAUCGGAGCGGCUCCUUCUCUGACUACCGAGCAGCUGGACAUGGGGGUGGACUGGCUGAGCAGGUUUGGCUACCUCCCACCCCCUGACCCAGUGACUGGGCAGCUUCAGACCAAGGAGGCCCUGACCAAGGCCAUCAAAGCCAUGCAGAAGUUUGGAGGGCUGAAGGAGACCGGAGUCUUAGACCAAGCUACACUGGGUCUAAUGAAAACGCCAAGAUGUUCUCUGCCAGAUGUGUCUGAUGCUGAGGUGACAAUGGGCCGCAGGAAACGAAGCCUCUCCCCUCAGAACAAAUGGAAUAAGAGGCAUCUAUCCUGGAGAGUGAGGACCUUCCCUAAGGAUUCGGCCUUACUGGGCAGGGACACUGUUCGAGCCCUGAUGUACUACGCCUUGAAGGUCUGGAGCGACAUCGCGCCACUUAACUUCCACGAGGUGGCCGGCAGUGAUGCCGACAUUCAAAUCGACUUCACUAAGGCCGACCAUAACGAUGGAUAUCCCUUUGACGGGCCAGGGGGCACCGUGGCGCACGCUUUUUUCCCUGGAGAGAGAUUCACCGCUGGGGAUACACACUUUGAUGAUGAUGAGGCGUGGACCUUCAGAUCACCAGACUCCCACGGGAUGGAUCUGUUUGCGGUUGCAGUCCAUGAGUUUGGACACGCCAUUGGCCUGGUCCACACCUCAGCCAUGGAGUCCAUCAUGAGACCAUACUACCAGGGUCCCGUAGGAGACCCUCUGAAAUACGACCUACCUUAUGAAGACAAGGUCCGCGUCUGGCAGCUCUACGGUGUCAGAGACUCAGUGUCCCACACAAACCGACCAGGAAGCCCAUCCCAGACGGCAGAGCCUCCUGUCCUGCUCGACCUUCCUGAAAACAGAUCCACUGUCCUGCUGGCGCGAGAUGCCCCAGACAGAUGCUCCAGUCACUUUGAUGCAGUGGCCCAGAUACGAGGAGAGGCCUUCUUUUUCAAAGGGAAGUACUUUUGGAGACUAACCCGUGAGAAGCACCUGGUGUCUCUGCGUCCUGCUCAAAUCCAUCGCUUCUGGAGGGGCCUCCCAACAAAUCUGGACAGUGUGGAUGCUGUGUAUGAGAGGCCUGGGGACCACAAAAUAGUCUUUUUCAAAGGUCUGAAGUACUGGGUGUUUAAAGACAAUAUCGUGGAAGAAGGUUACCCUCGUCCAAUCAGUGACUUUGGCCUGCCCUUGGAAGGAGUGGAUGCAGCUUUUGUUUGGCUACACAACGACAAAACCUACUUCUUCAAGGACAACCACUACUGGCGCUAUGAUGACCACCUGAGGCGAAUGGACCUGGGCUACCCUAAAGACAGCACGCUUUGGAAGGGCCUGCCGUCACAACUAGACGAUGCCAUGAGGUGGUCGGAUGGCUCGUCCUAUUUUUUCAAGGGGAAGGAGUACUGGCGAGUGCCAGGCAGCGACAUGGAGGUGGAGGCGGGAUACCCCCGACUCAUCGCUAAGGACUGGCUGCUGUGCACCGAAAUGCAGUCGGACUCUCCGGACACAGAGCCCAAAAGCACGGAGACGAGAGUCAAUGUGCACCAUCACCCAGACCACGCAGAGAAUGGGUACGAGGUGUGCUCCUGCACCUCUGACACAGCCUCGCCUUUGGGCGCUCGCCCCUCCCUGUCUCCCAUCUGGCUGCUGCCGUCUCUCUGGACGCUCUCACUGGCCCUCCGCUCUGAACUGCUAUGAUGCCAAAGCAUGGGACAAAGUUCCUGAGCUUAUUGGUGGAGGGCCAGUGGACAGAGUUAAACCAAGGACUGGAAAAUUUUGUUCUUAUUCUAUACUUUGGUAUCUUUUUGCUCUAAUUUUGAUGUUAUUUAUUUUGUGUCACUUGGUGGGCACUGCCAACUAAAGUACUCCUUCCAGGCAUCAGCCCUCUCACAAUGCUUUAUUAAAAUUCAAAUUGCCUCAUCUCUUCAAGGAAAAGGGGCAAGUAUUUCUACUCAUGGCCAGCAAGUUUGCAGCAGCAAUGCCUUUAGACAGAUGAAACGCAUCCUGGGUUAUAGGCAGGUGCAAAGGUGAACAACACACCAACACAUAGACUGUUGCCUAUUUUACAGUAUUACAACUGGUAUUUUAUUACAAGGUGGUUUCACCAAAAUUUGCACAAAAUCCAAUUUUCACACUUACCUCUAGUGCAGGGGUCAGUAACCCGCGGCUCCAGAGCCGCAUGUGGCUCUUUCAUCCCUCUGCUGUGGCCCCCUGUGACUUUGGAAAAUAAAUAAUAGAUAUAGUAUUUCAUUUAAAUGUAUUUUUAAAUCGUUCGUUUUUAAAUGUAAUUCUAAAUUUGAAGAUUAUGAUGAUCUUUUAACAUUAAAUAAAAAGUUUUUAAUUUUUUGUCGCUCAAAAUAUGCAUCACAACCGCCGAUGUGCGACACCCGGCGGCAAGAUUUAUUGAGCUUUUUGACCCCCGGUAGGUAAACGAUGGAUAAAUCCAAGAAAAGUUUCACGGACAACAGCUUACAGUCCUGAUGUGCACACCCUGUGCGCUGAGGUUCUGGAGCAAAAAUCACAUUAACCUGAUAAAAUAAAUAUUUUAAUUGGAAAUUUUAAAAAUAUAUAUAUAUUAUUUUGCAAAUAUAUAUUUCACAUUGUUAAGUGAAAUAGACCUUUUUUGUUCAGGUUGACAACUGACUGCAUGCUCCAGUACAUGCGAUAAAAUGAUGAUGGAGCACAGCACGGUGUUUUUAGUUCGCUGCAGGUGGCUAAUUUAAGUUUGGAUUUUUAUUUAAUAAAUAUGAGGAGGACUCAAAUAGAGACUGAGUAUUUUAUUUGAAAGUAAGCAUCAACCAAGUUCGA
Toxotes jaculatrix (banded archerfish) is the source of this 3285-nucleotide messenger RNA. RefSeq names its product matrix metallopeptidase 17a (gene mmp17a). The transcript has 10 exons. Gene Ontology annotation, cellular component: extracellular matrix. Lineage: Eukaryota; Metazoa; Chordata; Actinopteri; Toxotidae. Gene Ontology annotation, biological process: collagen catabolic process; extracellular matrix organization; proteolysis. The coding region runs from base 385 to 2175 and encodes 596 amino acids. Gene Ontology annotation, molecular function: zinc ion binding; metalloendopeptidase activity. The record is from RefSeq and is a predicted model, not a curated record.